AGGUGUGUCAUGUGAUCUUAGUAUGAAUCCUGUUCGUAUAUGCUCAUGGAAUAUCAAUGGCAUACGUUCCAUUCAGCACCCGCUAAAAUGCACUUUAGAUUUACUUUCAGCUGAUAUAAUUUGUCUGCAGGAGACUAAAUCUACGUGUAUGUGUAUGCUAAUUGCUAAUACCUCCAUAAUUAAGCUGAUAUCAGUAGUGAAUUCGCAUUUGCAGAUGAUUACAAUGGUUAUUUCAGUCACAGUUUGCACAAAUCCGGAUACUCAGGCAUGUUAAUGUUUCAUGAAUUGAUAUAACAGGCGUUGCAAUAUUUUGUCGCAAUCCCAUCAAACCAACAAAAACUUAUCAUAGUUUAAAUGAAAUGAUUGUUGAGUUCAGUUCUCUUGGAUCUAGCAAAUGUGAAUUGACAAAUGGAUGGAAAUUUCUGAUGAAUGAACUAAACAUCUCCUACGCGGAAGCUCGUAACUUGGAUGCAGAAGGUCGAGUACUGGCUCUUAAGUUUUCUGCUGAUAUUUUUAAACCAAUUAGGACUAACUACGAAGUUCUGCCAUUGGUUGUACUUUGCGUAUAUUUUCCCAGGUUGAAUUCAGAAGAUGUAAAACGUUUGAAAUUCAAACAUCUUUUCCAGCGUACUGUACAAUUAUGCACAGAAUUCUUUUUGAUAGAAAACAACGUGGUUAUUGCUGGAGAUUUUAAUAUUUGUCACAAAGCGAUUGAUCACUGUGCUCCUGAAGAAAUUGCGGUUCUUGCACUUUUUUAUGCCACAUAUAUUAAUCAGAUGGAUAGUGUUUCAACCUCUUUUCGCCAGUGGUUCGAUCAGCUGUUAAUCGGGAAGCAACGAGAUCAAGGUCUUGGCACCGAUGAAAGUUUGGGUUUAGGAAGAUUCGUGGAUAUUUUCAGGCUGCUGCAUCCCGAUCAAGAGAAUGCUUUCACCUGCUGGUCAUUGCGUACGAAUGCUCGUCAAACUAAUUAUGGAGUUAGACUAGAUUAUAUCCUACUGGACUCCCAACUUGUGGAUUUGAUCACAUCAUCGAAUGAAGCACUGCAAGCAGAUUUAAUGCCAAAUAUAAGCGGAUCAGAUCACUGUCCAGUAUAUGCGGAUUUACCAUAUUUUUACAACACAAAUUUGGAUUUUUUCCAUUUCUUUCCGCUUAAAUGUUCUCAUUACUGGCCCCAGUGCCAAACGAAACAGAUUCAACUAAACAACUUCCUGGUCCCAAAACGUCUUUCCACAGUAUCUGAACAAGCUAGUCUCCCGAACACUUCAGUUGAUAUCUGCUGUUUGGAAAGUUUAGAUGUUAAAAGUAAAAAUUCCAAUCUCAAGCAAGCAAAAAUCACUUUUGGUGGGUUCAUUGCAACAAAAAUGACAUGUAAAGAUGUACAGCUGUCAAGUAUAGGAGAAAGCACUAUCACUCUCGGAAGGAAAGAUACUGAUCUGUCUAGAGCAGCACAGUCGAGUGAAGCUUGGCGAAAUUUACUGUCAGGACCAAAGAAACCCCCUCUAUGUCUUCUUCAUAAGGAACCCUGUGUUAUGAGGACCGUGAAACAGGUGAGGACCACUAAAGGAAAUCGAUAUGGAAGGCGAUUUUGGGUGUGCGCACGACCCCAAGGUGCUUCAGAUAACCCAGCUGCACAGUGCAACACAUUUUUUUGGGAUGAUCAAGUGCCAAAAAACAGUAACAAGUCACUCAGAUGAUACAUUUUUCAUUGUUAGUAAAAAAUUAAGUUAAAAUUAAAAAAAAACUGUUUAACACAAGUAGUAAAAGUAUAGGAAGAAAGCAGAAAUGAAGUGUUUGAAAAGCUUUCAUAGUCUUUUUACCCAGUAUACUCAUGAAAGAAAAUAAUGCGACUAGUUGCUUUUUUUUAACUAAUCAUUACAAGCCUUUGGUAUGUGAUAUAUCACAACUUCGAACUAGUUGAACGAGAUCUACUGAGGGUUAGGUUGUCAGAUUUGCUGGUAUUUGGGGUUGGUUUAGUGAUUUCGCGUUGUGUAGCAGCUGUAAGCUCUCUGAAGCGCCUCAUGAUUAGUAUAAGUGCUCUUUCUUGACGUGCUAUGGGCUCUUGUGAACGCAUGAGUGGAUGCCAUCUGACAUAAUAUCCUGUCCAAAACUGAAGUUGAGCUAAGGCAUGCUGAGGGAAAAUCACACGAUGACCACUGAUUUCAGCUGGAGUAUACAGUGGAUUUUGGUACGAUUUGAUAUCGGAGUUGAUAAAUGCCCAUAAAGAAAUAGUUCUUUCACGUACACCAUGGUCACGUCCUUGCAUUUCUGAAUUAAAUAGAAACGUUCCAAAUCGUGCAGCAUAUAAUUCAUCCAUGAUGGUUAUAAGAAAUCGUUCAUUGAAUUCAAAUGAGUGGGGGAAUUGCUGCAUUGUUUGCCAUACACAGUCAAUGAAUUGUAGGAAUACUGGAGAACGCUCUUCAACACUAGAGGGUCGUUCUGUAGUGGAGUCAUUAGUGACUGUAGUUGAUAUAUUGGGAGGUAAGUAAAUACCGCCGUCUGCAGGUCCAC
Heterobilharzia americana is the source of this 2508-nucleotide messenger RNA. NCBI's taxonomy places the organism in Eukaryota, Metazoa, Platyhelminthes, Trematoda, Strigeidida, Schistosomatidae. The record is from the annotation of a GenBank genome assembly.